This is a messenger RNA of Diachasmimorpha longicaudata, 3438 nucleotides long. It is a transcript of the gene ebo, whose product is annotated as ellipsoid body open. Lineage: Eukaryota; Metazoa; Arthropoda; Insecta; Hymenoptera; Braconidae. Gene Ontology annotation, biological process: protein export from nucleus. The record is from RefSeq and is a predicted model, not a curated record. Gene Ontology annotation, molecular function: small GTPase binding; nuclear export signal receptor activity. Bases 169 to 3255 code for a protein of 1028 amino acids. The transcript is spliced from 6 exons.
GGUAAAAAAGAAAUUCUGCAUUUUGACAUCUGCCAAGACUCAUCAGAUGUAACCGUCCCUCGACUGGCCACAGUAUUUCAACUAUCUUAAGGGUGUUUUAAAUAGUAUUAAUGAUUUUACCAGUGCAUUUAUUAUAAAUACAUUCAGUAGCUGUGGUUCUCAGCUAAAAUGGACGAUGCAGUUGCCCUGCAGAGGCUCGAGCACCUGAUGACUGAAUUUUUCUCAUCGAAUACGACAAACGAACGAAUACGUACGAUCGAGCAGAGCCUCCACGAGUUCACAGCCCAGAUAAACUCGUGGAGGCCCUGUCUGCACUUCCUCUCAUCCACAAGCAAUCACUUUGUCAGUAUGUUUGCACUGACAACCCUGGAGACGACAAUUGGAAGACGAUGGCCAAUUCUACCGUGGGAGGAUAGAGCUUUGAUAAGAUCGACCCUGUAUACGCUGUCACUGGAGCACGGGGUGGCUCCAUAUGUCAGGAAUAAAAUUGUAAAGCUGGUGGUGGACAUCGCCAAGCAUGACUGGCCACACUUCUAUCCUGAUUUUUACUCGAAUAUUCUCCAGCUGUUGGGGCACAAGCAGACGAGACUCUUGGGACUUAUUUACCUCAGGACUGCUUCCGAGGAGCUAGCGACACCCAGGGAGGAUCUACCUAUUCAGAGGAAGACUGAAUUGAUCAGGCUGUUGAGUGCUCAGGUAGCCACCACCCUGGACACACUCACAGCCCUCCUGACUGAAACAAUUAAAUCCCAGGCUCGUUCAGGCACAGUGACACCUCCACCCUCUCCAACCGGUGGCCAGGGCGUUCCUCCAGCCCGCUCAGUCCUUGACGUUGAUGGUCUAGCAAUAGGCAGCAACGACAUAUGCAUCGCUACCCUGGAAGUCCUCGCACAUCUAUUCAGCUGGAUUAUCCCCACUGACCAUAUAUCCUCGAAUCUCCUAGACGCCGUUUUCUCGUGUGCCAGGUACUACGAAUCCAUGAAUGGACGCCAGGUGGAGAUGGUGGUGCAAGCCAUGACCACAAUUAAUGAGCUUCUCUAUCGUCCGUGUUCUCCAAGCACGAGCGAGACACUUCUCCUCCAGAUUUUCGAUAAUGGAGUUACGUUGUUCCAGGUGAUGGAGCGAUUGGACAGCAUCGACGAGAGUUAUCUGGAGAAGACAACGGAGUUCCUCCAGCUGUUUGUGACAAAUCACCUGAAGAGGGUAGAGUCCUGUCCGAAAUUCCCGGUACCGACGUUCCUGGAGGUCCUCUAUCAUCACACCUUUCAACAGAAUACAUCAAUCUCCGGGUACCUUCGGUGUCUGGAGGUUUGGAGUAUUCUCCUGGAGUCCACGCAGUCCAGGUACUCCACAGUGGCCCUGGCCUUUGCUGAGAGAGUCCUCAAUCGUAUGUCCUUCAAGGUGGAGGGGAGAAAUCUCAAGGAUUUGGAUACCGAGACACUAGAUGACAAUGAGGAGACUGAGUGGCAGCACUUUCUCAGGUGCAACAUCGAGUGCUUGGCGAGGGUCGCUGAUAUUUCACCCCUGCCAGUUUUUAAUCUACUGUACAGGUCCUGGAGGGCUGACCUGACAAUCUACGGAGAACUCGGUUCAGCCCUGUCCCGAGGUCAAGUGACAAUACUCUCCGAGUCAGACGCAACGACAGUUCAUUCACACCUCCGGGACUUGGCAUCAACGACGCAAGCCCUAGCUCGCCUCUACUCCCUAUUCGCUGAUCCCCAGGACAAUACCUCGAACUCCCCUGUGGAGGAUCUGGUGAAUCAGACCCUCGAUGCCUGCACAUUCGCCCAGAACAAUCACCUCUUCCAUCCACCUCUGCAACCUCCAGCGAUUGUUGUGGAUCUUGUCGAGGUUCACUCGCAGUUCCUGGCGUCCUUGCAGGCAUGGUGUCACUGGAUGGCAAAGCAACCGGACAAAUUCCGGGAUAACUUCACACAGAGAUCCAUCCAAGUCUCCAUCUGGGCAUUGUCUCAACCCAGACCUUCAGAACCAUUAAUUCCGGUUAAUCUCGUUCAUUCCGCUGCACAUCUUCUCCAGAGUGUCACCGCCAUUUUACGGCCCAAUCUCUGGGACCACCAAGACUUCAGGGACCUCGUCACCACGCAUAACUACCCCUCGAUGAGGCCGGAUACAGUCAAAGUUCUGAGGCGAGCUCUUGUCAACGGAAUUAUCCUGGUGCCUGGUGAUGCUGCUGUUAGGCAACGAUUACUCUCAUCAAUGAUAUCAACGUUAUCGUCGUCAUUGGGGGCUCUUGGCCACCAGAUUCCCUCGGAGACAAGUGUCAAUACAUCCACGACACAUCUGAAACAACUCGUCGAGGACUGUUGCUCGUCGUCCACGAGCAUCAAGAAAAUGCUUCAUGAGUGUAUUCAGGAAACCAUCAACAGGAUUUUGGAGCUACUUCCUCAUCUAGUCAGGUCACAAGCUUGUGAGGGUCUCAUGAAUUUUUUACACGCUGUCUUUCAUGUUCUCCAACAGCAAUUGGGAGCUGAUUUUAUUCAGAGAGCUGUCCAGGGGAUGCUGCAGAUUUACAGCGCUGAGAAUAUAAACUCUGGAGCUGCUCUAGAUCAACUACUGGAGAUUAUGAUUCUCGUUGUCUCAGCACCUAGUGCUGCUUUCAAAGCUUUUGUUCCUGCUAUAACUGGACUUUGUCUUAGGCAGGUGUGGCCAGCUGUUGGUGGAGAUCUCAGUGCUCAUCCAGACACUACUCUUGUUCUUUUGCGACUUUUUCAUGGUAUUUUGAUGCAUAGGUGGCAGUAUUUUUACGGAUCUGGGGUACUCAGGAACUUUGGGGGACCGUUGGAGGAGCAUGUCGAGCACAAGGACGAACUCGUUGCCAUUCUCGAGGCUUUUGGACAAGCACUGCUGCAGCCUGAUGUCAACAUAUUCAGGCAGAGCCUCCAGAGCCUUGAGGUCCUCAACUCCAGAUGGAGAUUGUACCAGAAGGAGGUGUUCAAGAGCCAUCUCCUCGAGAGGUUUCUCAUGGCGCUGUUUACAGUUUUAAUUCACAGGUCGCAUAAUCUUCUUGCGGAUGAUAUUGCUGUGGCUAUUCAUAAUUUAGCUGGGGUUGACAUCAACUGGUUCUUCAGUCACUUUCUACCGACAUUCUUGGCCGGCUGCGAGGGCCUCGAUGAUGUGCAGAGGGCGACGUUGUUGGAGAACUUCGAUAAAUCAACCGAUCAACCAACUCUGACGAGAUCAGUGCUUCGUAUCGUCUCGGACCUCCGUUGUUAUCAGAUGUGCAGACCCGUGUAAAUACCAAUCUUCAUUAGAUAAAAUGAAAUGCCCAAGUCCCCCUGGGAUUCAAUCGAGAAUUUUGACUUUUUAAAAAAAUCAUGUAAUUAACCGAAGACGAAAAUUAAUCAUUCGUCAUUCGUCACUGCCGAUUAAUUAUGUAUAAUGAAUUGUGAAUAAUGAAUUCCCACUUUUAAUAAUAAA